Molecule: messenger RNA, 843 nt
Organism: Zychaea mexicana
Lineage: Eukaryota; Fungi; Mucoromycota; Mucoromycetes; Mucorales; Lichtheimiaceae
Exons: 6
Coding region: 200-499 (99 amino acids)
Source: RefSeq, a predicted model, not a curated record
UUUAAACAUCUAUAAAAAGGGCUCGUCCUUUGCUAACAGUAAAACCUUCAUUGCUCUUUUCUUUAUACCUUUUGCGCCUAACCUCCCAAAACAAUGUCCCCAAGCCAACAACAGCAGCCUCAACAAGAGCAACACGAAAUGGUCUCCACCUCGGCCUACCCUACCACUCAGACCAUGACUCCCAACACUACUCAGGAACAUGUCCCUACUCAGCAAGAAGAGAGCUCUUCGAUGCUUCGUCUUCGCGGUGGUGGUUGCGUUAAAGAUUGUUUGGCCGCUAUUUGCUGCUGCUGUGCUCUUGAAGCCAUCUGUUGCUUUGAAAUUGAUGAAAUUUGCUGCUAAAAACGAAAGAAAAAUGGCCAGAGUCGGUCUCUCUCUCUCUCGCUCGCUGGCGUUGUCUGUGAUCAAGUACAAAUAUUAUUCCUUACCUUAUACUUUUUGCGUAACAUCACCCUUUUUUCUCCCGAUUUAUAUAAAUUUUUCUCUAUUUUUACCAUAACGGGCUUAUUUUCCUUGUAUUACCUUGGCGUUUUUCUCUUUUUGAUGCAUGUCAUGUUUCUCUUCGGAAUAAAGUUGUCGCGUUUAGAACAAAAACGCCAAGCAAAAAAAUGGAUACUAAUGCUUAUAGGAUAGCACUGUUGAUGUAUGAUGAAACAGAGGAGGAAGAGGAUGCAGGCGAUAUUGUGGCGAUUGUGGAACCCUGUUCAUCAUCACUCUCGGAUACACACACUUUAUUCUCGCCUUAUUGCAAGCUUUUCCUAUUACCCAAUGCAUGUAACAUUUAUUGAUGGCAUACUACUUGGUGUGUUUUAAAAAUAUAUGGAAGCUUAAGGAAGAUCAUUU